AUGUAUGAAGUACUCAAAAACAAAAUUCGUGAGUUAGAGGGAGGAAGCACAACUGUUGCUGACAGUGCAAGUGAGGAUGAUGAUAUUCCAUUAAAAAUGCUAAUACAGGAGACAACUGCAGAAACACCGAAUACCUCACGAGAUAUGUUCUGGCAGACGUAUGAACAUUUUGCAGGUGAAGGGACAUCUGGAAAUUUCCAACGAAAACGGGAGCACCAAUCAGUAAAUACACUAGACAAGGAAAUUAAUGCGUAUGCCAAUCUACCAGUGAUUGCAAGAUUUGACAAUCCUGUUCAGUGGUGGAAUGAUAAUAAAUUGCGAUUUGCCAAACUUUUCCCACCAGCUGCCAUAUAUUUGUCGGCACCAGCUGGGAGUGUAGCGAGUGAACAAGUUUUUCCUGAGGCAGGCAACAUUUAUGAUGCCAGACGAAGCAGGUUAACACCUGAUAGGGCGGAAGCUUUAUUAUUUGUACACCACAAUUUGCCUAAGUUAAAUUUUAAGUAUUAA
This is a messenger RNA of Acanthoscelides obtectus, 507 nucleotides long. NCBI's taxonomy places the organism in Eukaryota, Metazoa, Arthropoda, Insecta, Coleoptera, Chrysomelidae. The record is from the annotation of a GenBank genome assembly.